UAAAACAGGGGAUUUUAUUGAGAGGGUGUAGAGUGGUUUGUGCCAGGGAGCAGCGCUGUUGCCAGGAGUUGUGAUGGUGGAAGCUGUAUAGGUUCUGAGACGGUGAGAAGGUAUUACAGCUCAGUGUAGCCUCAGUAUUACUUCACAGCACUUAGCUCCCUUAAACCCUUGUAGUAGUGCUACGAAAGCGGAGGCUGCGACAUGGCUCCCAGGAAAGGAGAGCUGACAGAGGAGGAGAGGCAGCUGCUCACACACAUCUCCCAAGGGAAUAUUCAAGAGACUAGGAGACUUUUAGGGAGCAAGGAUGUCCGUGUUAACUGUUUGGAUGAGCACGGAAUGACUCCUCUUAUGCAUGCAGCCUACAAAGGAAAGGUGGAUAUGUGCAAACUUUUAUUGCAACAUGGAGCAGAUGUCAACUGUAAUGAACAUGAACAUGGGUACACAGCAUUGAUGUUUGCUGGCCUCUCGGGGAAUAAAGAAAUUGCUUGGCUGAUGCUGGAGGCUGGAGCUGACGCAGAUGUAGUCAACUCUGUUGGGAGAACGGCAGCACAAAUGGCAGCUUUUGUAGGCCAGCAUGAUUGUGUCACAGUAAUCAACAACUUUUUUCCACGGGAAAAACUGGAUUAUUACACCAAGACUCAAGGGUUAAACAAAGAACCUAAAUUACCAUCAAAAUUAGCUGGACCCUUGUACAAGGUUAUUACAACCACAAACUUGCAUCCUGUUAAGAUUGUCUUUCUAAUAAAAGAGAACCCCCUUCUGAUGGAGAUAGAUGCUUUAAAGAAAUGUUGCACAGUGCUGGAUUUAAUCUGUGAGAAAUGUAUGAAGCAAAAGGACAUGAAUGAAGUUUUGGCUGUGAAAAUGCACUAUAUUAGUUGUGUAAUGCAGAAGUGCUCUACAUUCCUCCAGGAUCAAGAAGACAAACUUGAUAACUUUAUUAAAAAUUUAUUAAAAGGUAGAGAUCCGGACUGCUUCCCCGUGUUCCAGGAGAAGUUCAUCCGAGAAUGCAUCAGGAAGUUUCCCUACUGUGAAGCAACAUUACUCCAGCAGCUUGUCCGGAGCAUCGCUCCAGUGGAGAUUGGAUCUGAUCCCACCGCAUUCUCGAUACUUACGCAAGCUAUUACUGGACAAGUGGGCUUUAUCGAUGCAGACUUUUGCACCACGUGUGGAGAGAAAGGUGCCACCAAGAGAUGCUCAGUGUGCAAACUGGUGAUAUAUUGUGAUCAGAACUGCCAGAAACUCCACUGGUUCACACACAAAAAAGUCUGCAAAAUGCUGAAGGAGAAGAGAGAGAAGCAAGAGGAGGAAGCAGCCAGAGAGAAGAGAAGACAGGAAAAGCUGAGUAAGAAAGAUUUUUUUUUAGUAGAGGAAAUGAAACCUGAUGAACAGCUUGCAGCGACUGAAGGGGCUUCUAAUUCUCAAACAGAUGCUUCCCGAGAAGCAGAAUGUCCACCCGCACCAAGUGCAACAGAAGGAAGUAAGGAAAGCAAAGAGGCGUCUCUCUCUUCCUCGGAACAAACUGCUGACGCCAGUAUUUCUCAGACAGCAAAUAAAUCCGAGGAGUAAAGGCGCUUCCUACCGCUUACCAACAAUUCUGUGGAAAGUUCUCUCAAGAUCUAGAGGGGCAGAAACUCUUAAAAACCUCCACUAGUCCCUUUUAUGGAUGUUCCUUUGGAAAAGGCUUCUGUUGCUGUAUGUCUUGUGCUGGAGAGAUGCAUUCUGCAUACUGAGCUUGCCUGGUACUGUGAAUGCUUCUUAUGUGCUUAAAUAUGAACCAUGCACAGAGUUGGACUGACACGCCAUAAGGGGAUUGCUUAAAAAAAGUUCAUAGUCGGGUUCAAUUCAUUUGAUGAUGCGCUUAUCCCUUAAACAUAUAUUCUCCAAUAUUAUAAUUAUGUCUUUGGUACCAAAUAAUAACAAUGGGAUGACUGGCAAAAGAAGUAGUGCAAUUCAGGGAGAUACCCCUAUGAUUAUGUUAUAUGCAACAUUUUGGGGAAACCUCCCUAAAACAUUGUAUUUGACAUAAUAACCAAAGUGGAAUCUCCAUUCCACUGACUUGUUGCUGGUCAUCUAUUUAUUUCACUGAAAAAGCAUUAUCUUUACUCUAUUUUCCAUGGAUUCCUUGUAUAGCACUGGGUCUGUGAAUAUGCAAUGGACUUCUCUUAUCUUGUGUGCACUGGUCCUGAGCUGCACCAUGGAAAAUAGACAUGUGGGAGAAGGAUAGAGUCAAAGGUAAAUAUCCGAUUCAUAGGCAGGUGCAUAACAAAUUAGAUUAGAAAUCCCCUCAUGAUAUUAUUGGCCUUUCUGUGAGCUCUUGCUUUCCCUACCUGUAACUGCUGCCAUGUGCUCCUCAGCAGAACUUCCUAAAGCCAGCUCUGAAUGAGAGUAAUGAGAGCCUGGAAUAUGGAUAGGUAAGGCCUGGAAAGAUAGAUAAGUAAUAAAAAGUAACAAUGACUAUAAAAUAGAAGCCUCACAGAGCAAAAGUUUCUUAGCUUCUGGAAUCAGUGACCCCAUGUAAAAACAGGAAAGAGGUAGAAGGCAAAUAAACUUAAAAAUCUAUAAAAAAUAAUUAAUACCAAUUAAAUAGUUGCUAAGAAUAGGACUUUCCAAAAAUCACUAAAAGUUGACAACUUAAAGGUGAGUUACCCUGGUCAGCUUGAUAUUUGUUCUUAGCCCCUAAGCAAAACCUUUAGCCAACCCUUGCCUGACUGCAGAUGAACACUUUCCUAGGGUAGCAGGAGAGCGCCAAGGGUGCUAAUACAGUCAUUCUGCAAAGUUUGCACAAGUAAACAAGGAUCUAAUGUGAAGCUAUGAAUAUAUUGUUUCCUUUUCAAAGGACAAAAAAAACACCUUAUACACAAAAAUGUUAGCCCCCCCCCCCCCCCCAGAGAAUAGAGUUGCUAUGUUUAUUCCCCAGGCUGGAAAAAAAAUGCACCAGCCCAGAGAAGUUUAAAAUGCAUCGGCAUCUUACUACUGGUCUUUCCCAGAUUUAGAAUCAAGCAUGCACAACAGUGUAAAACUGUGGGACUCGAUGCUACUGUGCAUAGAAGUCUGACCGUGAACCGGAGAAGCGAGGUAAGAUUGUGCUGCUGCAAUUCAGACUUCCCAGCUUGGUGUAGUUUUUCCCCUAAGAAGGGAAGCGGCUCUGGAAACAAACCUAGCAAUUCUGUUAACUGCAGGGGAGGGGUCUUAACAUUUUGGCACCCCUCAAUGAUUAGGGUUUAACUUGCCCUUUAAACAACUAACCUAAAUAAUGAAAAUACUAUUCAUGAUCCUGUUUGAAUAUUCUGUGUGUCUUAUUGUGCCUGAGCAGAGGCAGAACUGGGCACACCGAUUUGCUUUGGCUGGAGGAGCAAACUAAAGAGGAUGUUUGGGGUAAUUACAGCAGUAACUAUUUUGUAUAUGGCUGCUGGACUUGGAACCUUCUGCAUCUGCACUGUGUAGGGAGACAGAAAUGUAGAUUGUUAUUUAUAUUAUUUAAACAUUGUAGGCUAGGAGAGAAGACACCCUAGAAGUGUCGGUUAGCGCCAAAUGAUGUAGUAAAUCUCCUAUUUUAAACAAUAUAAACAAGGUUUUGUUGGUACCUGCACAUAAUGUGUAACCUCAGGGAAAGGAGUGUUCAGCUGUAUCAAUGUGUUUCAGUCUCUUGUUUAUAAUGUUGUACUUCUUGUUAAAAAAAAAAUGUAAUUAAUUGUCCCAGUUUCCUUAUACAGAGCUAUAUGUUGGUAGGACCAAUCAGCUGGAGUUUGACAAGAGAUGGUUAGGUCAUUUAUAAUGAUGUUGUGCCUAUGAAUCUACUUUUUGGAACAUUGUCGCCAUUUAAGCAAUACAGCUUUGUUUUUUAAUGUUCAUUUUAAUUUUGUUAGUAUCUCACAAUGUAAAUACCCCCACAUUGCCUGUUUUAUAGAUCAUUUGUAUAUGUCGGUAAUGUACCCCGUAAGAGUUAAACAUGGUGAGAACCAUAGAAAUGUAGAGUGCACUAAACUGUACACCAUACUUUCAGCACAGUUAAUUGGGUUUGUGGUGAAACUUAGUGAUAUUCAAACAAUUGAAAUAAAAAUAACCAGAUAAAAGAAAAAAGGAGAGUGAAGUAGGUGAGAGUGAGGGCCAGGAAAAAACAGGCAAACAUUAACCAAGAGUGCCUUGUACUUUUGUGUACUCUCCGGCCACAGCAAUGACACCCCCCUCCCUUAGCUGUGCAAAAACUUCUUUGCUUUCUGGUGGCGAUCACACACAUGAAGCAGUUACUUUCUUGUUAAAUUAAUAGUUUUAGUUGGUGAUCCCAAUUAUGCUGGGCGAUCCCUUUGCAUUUUUAAAAUUGGUAUGGAGAAGUAGGGCCAUUUUGGGGAGUGUCCUUACUGUGGCUGGGUACAGUGGAGGGGGGCAUUGCAGGGACCCUGGUUGAUAUUUGCCUUAUGUUCACCAAAAAUAAUACAUAAAUCUUUUUCCAUGAUGCAAACAGAUUAUGUUGCUUUGUGAGCAUUCUGUAAUGUAACCUCCCACCUGCUUUAGGUGGUCAGGGAAUGCGUUUGUCCCGUGGUGGGAGAGAGAUGGACUAAACUAUUUCCCUCUGAAAACCAGGCUGGCUGUGCAGUAAUGCGUAAUAAAUCCAUUUUAGGCCAUGUGGAUAAAAACAUGAAUAACAUUUACUAAGUAUUACUAUGGACUAAACUGGUUGUACCCCUUGCUUUUCUAUUUAAUUUUUCAUGUGAAACAAUCCCAAGACUCUCUUCUCUGCGCACUCUUACCUUGGUGAUGGCACUGUGCUAAACUGUAACUGUCACCCAGUGUCGGACUUGGCACUUCCAUUCUUGCCCAUCUGCAAGGUGGCACUAAAUGCAAAUAUAAUGCAGGACCAGUGAUAAAACUUAUAUUGUCUUUGAUUUAUAUCACCCUUAGUUCUUAUUUGCAAGCAUUCUGUAUGAUGCAUGUAACAAAUAUUUCAAUAAAAUUAUUUUCUGUUUUUCUUUAA
This is a messenger RNA of Xenopus tropicalis (tropical clawed frog), 4972 nucleotides long. RefSeq names its product ankyrin repeat and MYND domain containing 2 (gene ankmy2). Bases 202 to 1566 code for a protein of 454 amino acids. NCBI's taxonomy places the organism in Eukaryota, Metazoa, Chordata, Amphibia, Anura, Pipidae. The record is from RefSeq and is a predicted model, not a curated record. Gene Ontology annotation, cellular component: cilium. The transcript is spliced from 10 exons.